AUGGAUACAUAUCGAGUUUGGAAGCAUUCUCUAGUUGAUGGCUGCUACAGAUAUACAAUUUUGGAUAUGACCAAGAACCCAACCGAAUUAAAAGAAAUAACUGAAGAAGAAGCUUCUCAAUUAGAACAAGGCCCUAUAAUUGAUUAUUGGAAGAGCGUUAUGAUUCUGAGAUCUGAUAACAAAGACAUCCGGAAUGCUGUCAGCAUAGAAUUAACCCAUCAAGUCAGAGCAAAAUAUUUCUCUCACUCGAAUGAUCAAAGUAAUAAAAUAAACCAGCAACCAGCGAGUACCACAACAUACACAAAUCAAAAUAUUGCAAAUUCAAGAAAUUUAAUUCAGAAUUCUUCAAAAGAUAAUUUAUUAGCUUCAUCUACAGAUAAAAAUAUUAGUACAGGAGGCAAAACAUCGCAAACUGUAUCUAAUCAACCACAAUACUCUGAAAAUCAAAGCACUAGAAAUUUUAUUUCAGAAAAAUCAACAAAUACAGCGACUUCAUAUCAGAAUUCUAGUACAGAAAUACAAAAUUACAAUACCUCCGUUCAAACCAUUACUCAACAACCAGUAAAUCAGAACUUGCAAGUUUCUAUUCCUCAAAACGCGAUCAACGCUCAGCAGAACAUGCAGAAACAGAGCUCAGCUCCGAUGCGGCAAAAUCUUACCUUCACAACCCAGCAGCAAUAUCUUCAAUUCAUUCGACAGGCACAGCAAGUGAAGAUGCAACCUACAGCGCCACACACUGCAGUUACCCAGCCAAUUUCCAUGGCCAUAGCUCAAAAUCAGGUUCAAAUUCCGCAAAAUCUUCAGAUGCAAACAAAUCCAAUGCAGCAGAGCUAUUCAGCCUAUGCAAAACCUUCUGUAUAUAACCAGUCCAUUACAACUCAACAGAACUACCAGCAAUUUCCUCAAAACCAGCAAGUUUUCCAGCAAUUCAACCAACAAAGACAGACAGCUCUAUCAUCUCAGCUUUCCACAGCCCAGCAGCACUUCCACAACCACCCUCCUCAGCCGCAGAUCAACCAAAAUCCGCCAACUCAGCCAACCCUCCUUCAGAUACAGCGGACUCCUUCGAAUUUCGGACAGAAUCAGCGCGAAACACAGGCUGAAUUGGUUCCAUCCGAGAUCCCAACAGAGAGACUCAUCAAGCUGCACAAGUUCUACAUGGAGUGCGCGCAGCAGGAGAGCGAGUUCUUCGCCAUGCUGAAGGAAGAGCUGAAAAAUCCAAAACCAGUAAAUUUGGCGCCAAACUCGGUCGAAAGAAGCGAAAACGACGAAAUACAGUAUUACACGUUCGAAAUUCCCCUCCCAGAUAAUAAAAAGGACACAGUUCUUGUGAACUCUGAUGUGCUCAACAAAAUAAAGGCAAAUUCACAGAAAUAA
Trichomonas vaginalis G3 is the source of this 1377-nucleotide messenger RNA. RefSeq lists its product as uncharacterized. The coding region runs from base 1 to 1377 and encodes 458 amino acids. The transcript has a single exon. The record is from RefSeq and is a predicted model, not a curated record. Lineage: Eukaryota; Parabasalia; Trichomonadida; Trichomonadidae.